CCCGAUUCUGAUCACCAUGCAACUCUCAUCAUCGCUCUAAAACCUCACCUCCAUUGCGCAUCCUUCAGACCCUGUUCUGUCUGACUGACUGAGGUGAAUGAAGAUACUUUAAGAGAGCUCGUGUCAGCGGAGAUGUUGGCAGGUGUGUUAGUUCUGGGCACCAUCCUUACAGCUUUACCAGGUAUCCAAAGCAGGUGGAGUGUGUCUUUUUCUCGGAGGGAGAUCUGUGUGUGGGCAGGAACAACUGUCACUCUGCCCUGCCGUUAUGAUUACCCAUCAGGUCACACUGUGAGGCGGGUCAUGUGGUUCCGUGUGUCUGCAGAGGGUCGCAGGGAGUUCACUUACCACACUGACCCAAAUGAGAUCAGCCUGUCGUACCGUGGACGCGCUCGCUACAUCGGGGGCAGCUACUCCAGCUGUUCAGUCCAGAUUCGAGCUGUUAAGCUGAGUGAUGCGGGCCAGUACCACUUCAGGUUUGAGACAGACCAACCGCUGGGGAGAUGGACCUCCCCCAACACCAUCACUCUGGAUGUAACGGACCUCCAGGUCCAGGUGCAUCCAGCAAGGCCCGCCAACAUGUUUGGCCUCGGAGAGACUGUGUUUGUAGGCUGCCAGGCCAGAGGAUGUGCUGCUCCAGGAAGGAGCCUUGCUCUGUACAGGAACGGACUUAACCUCGGCUCCUAUGAGAAAUGGAUGAUUAUCAACCGCUUUGACCAACAGCAUACUGGAGCGUACACCUGUCGACCAAUCCCACCACAGAAUGUACAGUCACCGUCCCUCUCGCUGGCUCUCGGAUAUGGUCCCCGCUCCACCUCCAUCACAGUCUUCCCAGUUGGAGAGGUGUCAGAGGAGGCGUCGGUCACUCUCACCUGCAGUAGUGAUGCAGCUCCACCUGCAGAGAGCUUUGCAUGGUUCAAAGACAUGGAGAGUGGCAGCAUCCCAGACAGUUUUAGGCCUCAGCUCCGCCUGUCCCAACUCAAAUACACAGACAGAGGAGAGUACUUCUGUGUAGCACGUAACUCACUGGGAACAGAUCGCUCCAAACCACUUCUACUCAAUGUCACCUACUCUCCAAAGAACACACGGGUGCUAGUGAGUCCUCCAGCCGACAUCAGAGAAGGCUCAUCUGUAAACCUGAGCUGUGUCAGCCACGCCAACCCUCCUGCCAGCAGGUAUGCUUGGUAUCGUAUCAUAGGUGACCAGGUGUUGGCUAAAGGAACCUUCCAGAACAUGACGUUCCCCUCAGUGCGCGCUCACCUUUCUGGUCAGUACUACUGCACAGCGUGGAACCGGUUAGGAUACCAAACCUCCCCUGUUGCUACACUCACUAUACUCUAUCCUCCCAAGAACACCUCAGUCCUGGCUCGUCCCUCCAGUGUGGUGGACGCUGGCCGACCUUUGACCUUGACCUGCAGCAGUCAGGCCAACCCGGCAGUGGACAACUUCACAUGGCACCGCUUAACUCUGGACGGGGGCUCUGUACAAUCGUGGGGCAGUAAGUCUGGUCCUGUCUUCACCUUCUCAGAGGUUGGCCCCAGAGAGAGCGGCCAAUACUAUUGUGAGGCCAGGAAUCGAAUCGGAGCCCACAGCUCUCCUGUCCUCACUGUGCGAGUUAGAGGUCGUCUUAAGGUCAUUGCCUUGGCGUCAGCGGUGGGGGUGUCUGCUGGACUCAUCACUCUCACAGUGGCCAUUAUGAUCAGUAAGAACAUGCACAGAGUGGACAUGGAGUCAGUAGAAGUAGCAAACAAGCGUCCGUCAGUGACAGCUGACACCAUGUUCUAUGAGUCAGCCCAACAGAUCUUUCCAGUGAGAAAGGGCAAGAUGUCUGACAUACCGGAGGAGCCAGAGGACUUGAGUGACAGCGCCCAUCCCGCCAUUGUUCCCCUGAAAGAUGCCCCACCAAUCACAGAAGUUGAAACUCACAGCCCUGCCCCCAACUACAUCACUGUCCACUACUCCAAGAGGUGCAGUGUGGACCAGGUGCAGGUCCACAACAUGCCACUGGGUGGUGACAAAAAGCCGAAGGAUUCCACCAAAGUUGUUUACACUUUACUGCAGCAGUCUCACCACUGACCCGGAGAAAAAGACCAACUGGCUGAACGACACAUCAGCUUCCUGCACACUUUCCAUCCAUUCACAUUGUAGGUCAGGAAACAACUCGAAGUAAACUCUGACGAUGCCUUACGCUGUUCUGGGUCAGACAUGUCGUCAUAGAUCCUCCAUCAUUCACCAGACCACAACACGUGCUGACUGGGAGUUCAGCUCCUGACCUCUGUUGCAUGUCCUCCCCUUUUUUUCUAUGCAUCUUUCCACUGUAUGCUACCUGAUGAAGCAGAAAUGUUUCAAAACAAUAACAAAAAAGUAACGUUCACACUGUUGGUUGCUUGUAUUCAUAUCCACAUACAGGCUCUAUCUACUGUUGCUCUUUUGUUGAUGGCUCACACUGAGAUACAAGUAAAUGUAGAUGACACAGUGUGACUGGUUGAUACAGCAUCAUUGGCAUCCAUUUAAAAUGAGAUAGUCAUAUGUAUUCAAUGGUCUCCAAUAAAAAUGACGCUCAAAGACAUAUCAGUCAAAGAAGCCCAUAAAAAAGUAUUUGACAUCCACACAGAAUAUACACUAUUUGACACAUUAAUUUCUACACUGUAUUCAUCUAUGUCCUCAGUCCAACAGGCUUAUUGUGAUUGCUGAUGCUGCCAUAUUUAUUGAGUUGAUACAGCUGCUUGUUUCCAUCUUUUUUUUAUGUGGUGUAAGUAAAGCCAGCAAUAAUGCAGCAUUACAUGUUGUAGUUUGUUACAAUGAAGAAAAAUAAAACAAACAAAUUCUCGUAGCCUAAAUGUAUGUUGCGAAUUUUGCAGCUCACAAAUAAUUAACAGCACUGAAUAAGAAAAUUGUUGAGAGUAAGAAAAGUGUAAUCAGCAUUUCAAUUAGAAGGAUACAAUGUAUGACUUUGGAUGAAUUUCAUGAAAACCUUUUUUUUUUUGUCACAGAGGUGACAAAUGUUUCAUGACUAGCAUCACACAAUCAUUCAAAUCAACCAGACCUAUGCCAAGUUAACACAAGAGCUUCUUUCCUUUCAGUAAAAGUGACUUACAGUACCUGUUAUCUGUUUUGGUAUGUUGAAAAAUAAGACUUGAGUCAUGACAGUGAGCCAUGUUUGGUGAUUUAACAUAUAUUGCUAAGAAAAAUAAAUACAGUUGCAAUAAAGACGUGUUAUCAAAUACAUCAGCAUGCAACUUCUUUUUAAUCUGUUAAAUCCACAGCACAAUACUAACUCGAGUA
Messenger RNA from Epinephelus moara (kelp grouper), 3282 nucleotides. RefSeq names its product B-cell receptor CD22. Lineage: Eukaryota; Metazoa; Chordata; Actinopteri; Perciformes; Serranidae. The record is from RefSeq and is a predicted model, not a curated record. The transcript is spliced from 19 exons. The coding region runs from base 133 to 2073 and encodes 646 amino acids.